AUGAUGUAUGAGGACUUCCGGCAGAAGAACGAGAAUCUCAAAUACUCUUAUGAGACAUACCGGAAGGUAAUCGAUGAAAUGAACAUUGGCUUCACAAAGCUUGGAGAGGAAGAGUGCGAGGCGUGCCUCAAACAUAACAUCCAUGUGAAAAUCCAUGAAGGGGAUACAAGUGGUGCUGGCUGUGAAAUCUGUAAAGAGUGGGAGGUACAUCAUUUCCGAGCAGUGAGAGGGAGGGAUCAUUACCGCAUGGAUGCUGAGAAGCAGGAGGAGGUCGACACUGUGAUCAGAAGUGUGGACCUUCAAAAGGUCAUUAUGCUCCCUCGCAUGCCUGGAGUGAAGACUGCGGUCUUCACCCGAAGAAUUACCGCAUUUCACGAGACCUUCGCCAUGGUGGGGAAGAUGUCCACCAAAAAGAAGAAGGCCAUCUCGGUUGUAUGGCAUGAGGGCAUUGCUGGAAGGUCGGCAGUGGAGGUGACCUCUGCCUAUGUGGCAUGUCUCAGCCUGGAGAAUGUGGCACAUGUCACCUACUGGGUUGACAAUUGUACAUCACAGAAUAAAAAUUGGGUCCUCCUGUCAACCUUAGUGAAGAUUGUCAACUCAGAUGAAAACCCAAUUGAUGACAUAACCCUGAAGUUUUUUGAGCCGGGCCAUACAUUUAUGAGCGCUGAUAGCUUUCAUGCCAGUGUGGAGAGAAUGAUUAAGAGAAGGCCUGGAGGAGUUGUCCUGGACUUCCAGGAAUUUAAGGACGUGAUUGCAUCGGCCAACUCCGGAAGAGUACAUGUCGUGGAGCUCCAGAGCCGAAGCAUCCUUGCCUGGACUGACAACCACUCUGCGGCAAAAAUGAAAAAUGAAGCACAUCUGGCUGGCAUGUCAGUGAUACAGUUCAGAAGGGGAUCCACUCGCUUCUUCUACAAGCUGAACCAUGAUGAUGACAAAUUCACAGAGUGUGACUUCCUGAAAGCAAAGGCAAGGCUUGAGUUCCCUUCACAGCUGCGGCCUGGCGACAAGGGGGUGGAGAAAGGGAAAAAAAUGGAGAUCCUCUCAAAGCUGGUGCCAUUAAUGCCUGCAAGCCGCCGCCAGUUUUGGGCAGAUCUGGCAGAAGAGGAAUGA
Molecule: messenger RNA, 1110 nt
Organism: Engraulis encrasicolus (European anchovy)
Lineage: Eukaryota; Metazoa; Chordata; Actinopteri; Clupeiformes; Engraulidae
Exons: 2
Coding region: 1-1110 (369 amino acids)
Source: RefSeq, a predicted model, not a curated record